Molecule: messenger RNA, 446 nt
Organism: Drosophila erecta
Lineage: Eukaryota; Metazoa; Arthropoda; Insecta; Diptera; Drosophilidae
Product: probable salivary secreted peptide
Exons: 2
Coding region: 3-362 (119 amino acids)
Source: RefSeq, a predicted model, not a curated record
AAAUGAAAUUUUCCGUGAUAUUACUAGUAGUCUCGCUAUCCGCCCUCUCUGAGGCAUCUGGGCGUGGCCGCAGUCACAGUAUUACCUGGGGCGCCAGAAGCUACAGGGAUAUGCUUUUACGCAGGGAGAUCAUUACGGAGAAGUCCAAGUUCCUGCGCGUGGUGACCAAAGACUAUGAGUUCGAUCAAAAGAAACUGGCACGCACCAUCACCCAAAUCGUGAUCACGGAUCAGAUUCGGGAUGGAAAUGGAGGCUAUGCAUACCUAACUGCUGGUGGGCCACAAACCACAUAUGCCAAGAUCCACUUGAAGAGCCAACGGAACCAGGGCUUCAGUUUCAUCAUCGACAUUUACGGCAUUUAAUUAUAUGCCCCUGCAUAUGCGAGUAUGCCUCUCAGAUACAUAUGCAAAUACAGAUAGUUUGUUCAUUUGACAAGCACAUAUUUA